AAUCAACGUUUAGUUCAGCAGAAACGGUAUUGACAUCUUCUCACAACUGCUAUCUGAAGGAGGAGAAAGAGCUGGUUGUUGCUGGUUAUCCCCAAAUUGAUGAUGGUCCAAUUGUUGAUAACUUCCAAAUGGAGCAAA
Molecule: messenger RNA, 138 nt
Organism: Racocetra fulgida
Lineage: Eukaryota; Fungi; Glomeromycota; Glomeromycetes; Diversisporales; Gigasporaceae
Source: the annotation of a GenBank genome assembly